UUGAAGAAAAUGACAUUUACUGAGAGUUGAGCGGCUGAGCGGCUGACCGGCUCGGUAAACACUGACGGAUAAACGCUCCAGUCAACACCGGGAGAGGAUUCAACGGACUAAUAAUAUGUCUCGUGAGAAAUCGAAGUUGACCUACGUAAUAACAGGAGGAUGCGGCUUUCUCGGGCAGCACCUGUUGAGGGUUUUGCUGGAGAAGGAAGAAAAUAUCAAAGAGAUAAGGCUUUUCGACAAAAAUGUCUACCCGAGUCUGCAAAGUCGCAGUACAGAGCAUGUGAAGGUGGUGGCGGUACCUGGAGAUAUAACAGAUUAUGGGAGCGUACGUGAUGCCUUUCAGGGAGCAGACCUGGUCUUCCACGCAGCUAGUUUGGUUGACGUGUGGUAUAAGGUCCCUGAGAAGGCAAUCUACGCUGUAAAUGUACAAGGGACUGAAAAUGUAAUAAACGCAUGCGUGGAAAUCGGUAUUCAGCAUUUGAUCUAUACAAGCUCCAUGGAGGUGGUUGGUCCGAAUGUAAAAGGAGAUACAUUCAUCAGAGGGAAUGAGGAUACUUCAUAUAAUAUAUACCAUGAGAUGCCCUAUCCUAAGACCAAAGCUGCAGCUGAGAAAAUGGUGAUAGGAGCCAAUGGCACAAAGGUAAAGGGAGGGAACACUCUCUACACAUGCUCACUGCGGCCAACAGGUAUCUACGGGGAAGAGCAUCAGCUCAUGAAGGACUUCUAUCAGAAUGGGGUGCGGACAGGUGGCUGGGUGAUCAGAGGAGUUCCACGGAACACAGAGCACGGAAGGGUCUAUGCAGGGAACGUGGCAUGGAUGCACCUGCUAGCAGCGCGCGCUCUGCGGGAGCAUCCCGAUAGAAUGGGUGGGGAAUUUUAUUUCUGCUAUGACGACUCCCCGUACAAGAGCUACGAGGACUUCAACAUGCAGUUCUUGUCGGCCUUCAACUUUCGAUCGUUGCAUGUGCCGGUGUGGGUGCUGUGGUUCAUAGCAUGGAUGAACGACCUGAUACGCUGGCUCCUGAAGCCCUUCUACAACUACACCCCACUUCUCAACGGUUACACACUCGCUGUGGCCUGCACGUCCUUCACUGUCUGCACAGACAAGGCUUUUCGUCACUUUCAGUACAGGCCGCUGUACAGCUGGGAGGACUGCUUGGCCCGCACACAGAGCUGGGUCAACACGUUCCCUUUAGAAGCUCACACUAAAAACACCUAACAGCUGCUUUAGUCUCAGGAGGACAGUUUUCACAAACACGUCUGGUUCCAAAAAUGAAAGAUGAGAUUUUGUGACUGUGUGUCACGGCUUCUCACCUGAUGAUGAACAUUUGGACGUGGUAUUCUGUAUGUGCACACGUACUCAGAGCACAUCUUAAUAAUAUAAUCAGCAUAUCAUAAUACAAGCACUUUUAUACAGAUGUACAAGUGAUGCUAUUUUGAUAGUAAUCAGGUUGUUCUGAUCUCACUUUAUUAAAUGUUAUGCAAUCCAAGAUGUCAAAACAUUUCAUAACAUAGCUGUUAAACUAGACAAUUAAGUGCUAGUGAGCACAAGCAUAAAUUAAUUAUUAAAGUAUUUAAUUGUUUAUUUGAAGCAUUGCUGUUCUGUUUUUUUAUUAAAAGAAUGGCAAAUUUAACUAUUGUAUUAAGUAUUAAGCUUUUUUAAAGUUUGUUCUGAUAUAGUGCAAGGACAUGUUUAGCUUUCAGAUCUUCUUUCUGCAUACCACUAGUUAAAUGCAGAAUUGGACAGUUUACACAACUACAUUACUUGAGUGAAAGUACAGCUACUGCUGGUCUAAUAAUACUCAUUUAUGUUGUCAAGGCAGAAUUUUUACUUAAGUACAACAGUACUUGCUUGUAAAAGUACAUGAGUAAGCUUCCUAUUUUAUGUACCCACAUCCCUACAAAAGCAGCAUGGUGCAAAUCUUGUAUAGCCAUUCAUCCACAUUUGAACCAAGUGGACAGUGAGAUUGAACCUGCUUUAAAACCCUGCAACACAACUGUCGCUUUAACAAAAAACAAACAAGAGAGGAAAAAAACCCAACAAGAAUUAAUUGGCUUAAAAAAAUCUCAAAAAUAAAUUUCUAAUCGCUUUGGUGGUAUGAUAAUGUGAUACACAGAAAGUGUACUGUCCAGUAUGGUUUCAAGACAAACACUGUUUUAUUAGGAGAAGCAUAACAGUGAAACGGGAAAACUAAUUUAUGUCAAUGCAAUAAAAUAAUUGUGAUUAA
Molecule: messenger RNA, 2228 nt
Organism: Puntigrus tetrazona (Sumatra barb)
Lineage: Eukaryota; Metazoa; Chordata; Actinopteri; Cypriniformes; Cyprinidae
Gene: hsd3b7
Product: hydroxy-delta-5-steroid dehydrogenase, 3 beta- and steroid delta-isomerase
Exons: 7
Coding region: 116-1219 (367 amino acids)
Biological process (GO): steroid biosynthetic process
Molecular function (GO): 3-beta-hydroxy-Delta5-steroid dehydrogenase (NAD+) activity
Source: RefSeq, a predicted model, not a curated record